CAUAGGGAGGUAGGCCUACGUAUCAUACUGAUGAAACAAGUUAAUAUUAGGAAGAGAGUUUGUAACAUUGGAAUCUUAAAAUGGUUUUGAUAUGUAUAAAACAAGAAAAUUUAUCAAAUAAGCUAAGCUAUGUAGGCAGUUCUAGAAUACCAAAGCCACCAACAGCUAUGUAAAUGAGUUGCCCUCGUAGGCCUAGUGGUAGCCUCCAGGCUAUAACAACAGACUGGGAGAGGAGGACCCCUCACCGGUUUGAGACAACAAAUAUAAAGUUCUGGAGGAAUCAUCCCAACUUUUUGACGGAUGCCUAGUGCAGUUUUCCUGUCCAUGGAACCUAAUCAGUUUGGUUUGCGAAACGAAAAUGGUCGUGAUGAAGAUCGGUUGUGGACAGCCCUCUACGACUAUGAUGCCGCAGGUGAGGACGAACUGUCAUUGCGUCGGGGAGAACAGGUGGAAGUGCUCUCCAAAGAUGCCAAAAUUUCAGGGGACGAGGGAUGGUGGACAGGCAAAAUUGGCGAUAAGGUUGGGAUUUUUCCCAGCAAUUUCGUGACACAGCGUGUUGAAGAUUCUAAGCAACCAUUUGAAAUCAAGUUUUCUGAAUUAGAACUAGAAGAAGUAAUUGGUGUAGGGGGUUUUGGGAAAGUGUACAGAGGAUUUUGGAAAGGGGAAGAGGUUGCAGUGAAAGCUGCUCGCCAAGACCCAGAUGAAGAUAUUAGUGCUACAGCACAAAGUGUGCGACAAGAGGCCAAAAUAUAUUGGCUCCUUAAUCAUCCAAACAUUGUCACAUUGAAAGGUGUAUGUCUUGAGGAGCCAAACUUAUGUUUAGUAAUGGAAUAUUCAAGAGGAGGACCUUUGAACCGUGUACUUAGUGGACGCACAAUUCCUCCAGAUGUGUUAGUUGGUUGGGCAAUACAGAUAGCUCGGGGCAUGAACUACUUACAUUCCGAGGGUCCAAUUUCACUUAUUCAUCGAGAUCUGAAGUCAAGUAAUGUGCUGUUGAGUGAACCAUUGGAUAUUGGUGAUUUAAAGCAAAAAACCUUGAAAAUCACAGACUUUGGACUAGCUAGAGAAUUGUACAAAACCACGAGAAUGUCGGCAGCUGGAACCUAUGCUUGGAUGGCACCAGAAGUCAUCAAGUCUUCAACAUACUCUAAAGCUAGUGAUGUUUGGAGUUAUGGUGUGCUGCUAUGGGAACUGCUAACUGGAGAAACACCCUACAAGGGUUUUGACACCUUUGCUGUUGCCUAUGGUGUGGGUGUUCAAAAACUGACCUUACCAAUUCCUUCUACUUGUCCUUCUCCUUUUUCAAGAAUCUUGAAAGAAUGCUGGAAUACUGAUCCUCACAGCCGGCCAACUUUUGUCAACCUCCUUACUGACUUAGAAAUCAUUGCUCACUCACCCUUCAUGAGCACACCUCAGGAAUCAUUCCACACCUUACAGGAGGACUGGAAACAUGAAAUUGGUGAAAUGUUCCAUGAACUGAGAUGUCGUGAUAAGGAACUACGUUGCAGAGAAGAAGAACUAAGUAAAGCCAUCAUCCAACAAAAGAUCCAGGAAGAAAUGUUGAAGAAACGGGAACAGGAACUUGCUGAAAGAGAGUUUUAUGUUUUGGAAAGAGAGCUUAAUAUCAUCUUCAUUCAACAACAGCAGGGGAGACCGACUCCUAAAAAAAGGAAAGGAAAGUUUAAGAAGAAUCGUCUCAAAUUGUUGAAGCAUGGAGGCCAGCAAAUUAGCAUGCCUUCAGACUUCCGACACAACAUUACAGUUCAACCCAGUCCUACAAUUCGGCCAGACCUGAAGGCUCUACGUAUGCCCUCUAGUCCAGAAAGUCCUCCAGCAUCCCCUAAUCAUCCACGGUUACGAGCAUAUGCUUUGCCAGCUGAUGGUGUUAAGGGCAAAACCUGGGGACCCAGUACCGUCCACCAAAAAGAGCGCGGGUAUUCUAGACAAAGACUGCUAAUAGAUGAAAAUAAACGCUGGUCAAAGAGUGCUCCAAAUCUUGAAAAGACUCAGCGGGGGUCUUUUCCAGUAGGUGGAGUGUCUAAUAUUGGAGCUCUCCAUGAAAUUGGGGCAGAAGAAGAAAUACUUGAUGAUAUGGGAUCUCCUCGGCAUUACGGGUCUUAUAAUGGAACUGUAGCUGGUGACUCUGGUAGUUUAAAAAGAUCUGGUUCUAAGCUGCUUGAUUCUAUGAUAUGUAACCUUGGUGCCAUGCUGGCUGGGGUGGGUGCAGGGUUUGACAUACGUGUGGUGAACCAGUCCCACCUCCAUCCAAGAUUAACACCCUCAAGGACAGAGGAGGAAGAGGACGAACGUCGAUGGUGGUACAGAGAACCUAGCAUCUCGUAUUGUCUUGGACCAGAAUAUGAGUUUUCAUCUGCUUCUGGUUAUGCUCAUAAUACUUACCAUGGUCAUUCCCGACACUAUAGACCCAGCAUUAGCUUCGAAGUUGGCGGAACACCUCUACGAUUUACAGAUUCUCCACAGCACAAUCCAAGUAUUGGAUCCGGUGGAUCAUACACCCCACAAGUACAGAGUCCACGUAGAAAAUCCUCCAGUGCCAGUAAUGACAGUGAGCAUGCCUUUACCAGUUCCAGCUCAGGCAUAGGUCCUUCGCCCAUGGGUAUGCCACCUCCCAUGGGAGAGAGGUACUUGGACUAUAAUCGUCAGGACAGCUAUCAAGCUCUCCACAGCCAUUACACUGAAUAUGGUCCACCUUACCACUACUACCCAGAAUAUCGAGGUCCAAAUGUGGAGUCCACCUACUACAUUGAAAGGUUCUAUCAAGAUCCUUCAAGACCUGAAGUUUAUCAUGUUGAGAGAAUUUAUCCUGAGUUUAUGCGUCAUCAAGAAGGCUACCACGUGUAUGAAAAUCCCACCUCGUCGAUUCCCUCAGGAAAUAUUCCAUCUGUAACCUCAGCUCAACCUUGGACCCCUCAGAGAAUGGCUUAUGGACAUCAUCGUACUCCAUCCAAUGUAUCUAAUGCUUCAAAUACGUCAUCAUCUAACAUCAAUCCUUCUUUUCACAUGGAUGACCAUGAACACAAUAUACCUCGGCCACCAACGCCACCUCCUCCUCCAUCACACACUAUGGGAUAUCAUUAUCCCCCACCACCUCCCCACUUAGGAACUCCAAGACGUCAAACCAGCCUCGAUUCCUUCCCUGAUCGACCUCUUACUCUAGACAUUCCAGGAAGGUAUCGGCCAGCUCCCAUUUCUAAACUAAAAACUAACAUAGGACGAACCUCACCACAUGGGUGGGCCCCUUCUUCCAGUGGAGGUGGGACUCCCACCAAUUCUAACCCUCCUGAUUCUAGCACAUGGUCAACCUCUGAGGAGAGUUCUAGUAUUUCCCGUGUUCGGUUUCAAAUGGGAAGCAGCCAAGAAGAACCUACACGAAUUAGUAGAGCAAUAGGAACUUCUGGAGAUGAGAAGACUCUACUUGACCUGCCGGCAGAGGGUCAAUCUCAGGAUGGAACCAUUCCACUUACUGCCAUGAUGCAAAUUUCUAACUUUAGAAACCAGAGACUGGCUUUUCAAGAUAGAGAAAAAGACUUUCUGUCAUAGUGUAAAGUUCCAGAGUGGCACGCAUGAAGUGACCUGAACACUAUCAGACUUUCUGACAAUGUGCCGAAUUAGUGAUGAUACUUAACCAUACUGUAUUUAACCAUUGUGUCACUUACAACAUUCCAUCAUUAGUACUUGUAAUUAGCCUUAAUGAAGUUCGCUGCUUUCAGCUACUUAUCAUGGGUUGAUUUGAGAAGUGUGACAUGUGGUGUUCCUCUUUUUCAGGUUGUGAACUACUAGUAGGAUCAUUUUUCUCUCUCUAUAUGUAAUUGUAAAAUAUAGGUUUGAACUUCCAGCCCUGUAUCUCUUUGAUACAAGCUAAUGAGAGCACUGAAAAGGUCUUAAGUAAAUUUGAUGUCUUUAUAACUUUUCACUUAUUGAAAUGAAUGUAAAAAUCAAGCCAUUCACUUUUUUUUUCUCCCGUUCCCUCUCAAAAAUCAUUGUAUAGGAAUUUUUGAAUUCUAUUAGUUCUCUGUAUAGAAUGAGACUACUUCAGUUAUUGUCUGGGUUUAUAUGUUUAUAAUUCGUAUGUAAAUCAAUUUUAAUUAACUUAGAAGCUUUAUGGAUACUUUUAUUUCUUUAAUAAUUAAGUGCGAAAAAAAAAGGAUAUUUCUUUUAGUGGAUUUUCUGGUUGAAUCAGUGAGGGAAGAUGCUUCAUUCCAUGUAAGUUGCAGAAUAGUUCUCAAUCUGCCAGGUCACACUUUUAUACAGUAGGUCAGGUGCCAUAAGGUAUUGGUACAUGAUACAUAUAAACACCAUAACACCCAAUUUUAAUUGAAACCACAAACACCUUUACUAACUUUGUGUAGUUCAGCACCGUAAAAAAGACUUAUGACUAAUAAACUGCUAACUACGUAUUUGUAACCUUUCUUCUCUUGUAUCUUGAGCUCUAGUCUUUGUUUAUCAGGUGAACAUUAGCCUUAGAGGGUAUGCACCUUCAAUAUACCCCUUACGUAGUGAUCAAUCUGUAGCCUUCAAUAUGCCCCAUAAGUAAUGACAAAUCUGUAGCCUUCAAUAUGCCCCAUAAGUAAUGAGAAACCUGUAGCCUUCAAUAUGCCCCAUAACUAAUGAGAAACCUGUAGCCGUCAAUAUGCCCCAUAAGUAACAAGAAACCUGUAGCCGUCAAUAUGCUCCAUAAGUAAUGACAUCUACAACCUUCAAUAUGCCCCAUAAGUAAUGACAUCUACAACCUUCAAUAUGCCCCAUAAGUAAUGAGAAACCUGUAGCCUUCAAUAUGCCCCAUAAGUAAUGAGAAACCUGUAGCCAUCAAUAUGCUCCAUAAGUAAUGACAAAUCUAUAACCUUCAAUAUGCCCCAUAAGUAAUGAGAAACUUGUAGCCGUCAAUAUGCCCCAUAAGUAAUGACAUCUACAACCUUCAAUAUGCCCCAUAAGUAAUGAGAAACCUGUAGCCGUCAAUAUGUUCCAUAAGUAAUGACAAAUCUACAGUGUUUAAUAUGCUCCAUAAGUAAUGAGAAAGCUGUAGCCUUCAAUAUGCUCCAUAAGUAAUGACAGAUCUGCAGCCUUCAAUAUGCCCUGUAAAUAAUGACAAAUCUCUGUAAAUUGUGUUUGAAAUUUACUUUACUUUUCAAAGUACUUUGGAACUAUUUGAAAAUAAAAUACUUAUUCUAUAGAGUAUAAACUGUUAGUCAGCCAUAAAACAGUGUUCCCAAGUGUAGUUUAUCAGCUGAUAACUCCAUCCGGGUUUUGCCUACAGUAAUAAAAAACUACUUUUUUCUUUUGUUUCGUACUCUACUCAGUCAAGUUAAGUAUUAUUGAUUGUUAUAAUUCUUAAAAAUGAAGUAAAGUAGUGUUCUUUCUCGUACUCAGUUUCAAGGUUUUGUAGAUCAGUCAUUAUCUGGGACAAGCAUGAUUUCAUUAAAGGUCAUUGUUUAUCAUUAAAAUAACAUAGAGUAUCUGCAGUUUAAAAAACACAGAGCUACUUUAGUUUAACCAGCCAGACAUGAUGAGGGUAUGGUUGGUGUCAAGAAUGAACUAGCCAGUUAAAUUUUUUUUUAGUACUCAGGUUAACAUUUCAAGUGAUUUUUUUUAAAAGUUUCUUAUGUUAAAAUUCUAAUUUCCUCUUAUAGUAUUUGAUAAAGUUAAAUAACCAGUGUUACAAAUAUUGAUCAUCUAAUUUCCAUUUCAUACUGUGCAUAACCCUAAGGCUACCUUGUUUACAUUCUCUCUGCAGAUUCUGUGUAAUAUGUUUAGAUUUAACAGUAUGAAUUAAUCCAGGAAGGCCUACCCUGCAUUUUUAAUAGAUAUUGUUGUCAACAGCCAAGAUUCAGACUUUCUUUGUGCAAAAUAAAGUCCUUAUAUAUUAGUUUAAGUAGCAUUAACUGAUCUAAGAGAAUUUUCUCCUCAUUUUAUAAUUGGUUCUAUGGUCAUUGACAGUGACUCAGCACUUCUGUCUUGUAAAAUAAGGAGCUUGCGUAUUAAUUUCAACAAUGCAAGCUGUUUCUAAGAGAGCCCAAACCUCAUUGUUAGUUUACACUAUUGUUGCCAACUAGAACUUAGCCUUUCUGUUGCACGAAACGUGGAACUUCUUACCUUAAACUUAUCAGACACUGAGUAAAGAAGCUACCCUCUUAAAGAUCAAACAGAUGAAGAAUCUCAAUACAAUAUGGGUGUGACAUAACUUGUCACUAUAUUAUUUUUGUGUGUGAUGUUUAGUUUUCAAAGUAUUAAGCACUUUUGCAGCUAGAGAAAAUGAUGAGCAAUACAGGACAUGCUACUUCACUUGUUUGUUUUUUUAACUCUGUCAACCGUUGCAUAUGAAGUUAUUUUUCUUGUGGUUACUUGCUAAGUCUGUUAAUGAAAUCCCUAGUUUAGUUAUCAACAAAUAACCUAAAAAAAUCAAAAGCAUUUUUGUGAAUAACUAAUUUAUGUUUGAGUUCUAUAUUUGUAUAUGUUUGAUUUAAUCUAUUGGGACCAUGUGUCUUAGUUUGACCAGUUAUAUAUAUAAAUAGAAAGUUUGUGUAGAUGUAUGAUCUUUCUUAACAGUUUCAGAGACAGCACUCUCAGGGCUUACGUUAGCUAGAAAUAUCAGUCAAUGAAUUACAGUGUUUUGUACAUGAAACACUUAUGGUCUGCUAUUUGAAACAGAAAAUAAGUAUAUUGCCCAGAGAAUUAUGAAAAUAAGAGAGUUCUAACAGUUAUAUAGGUAAGUUAUGCCUUCUGUCACAAAUCACAUUUUAUUAUUUCAAAAUUAUUACAAUGUACUUGUAGUUUGGUAGAUUUAUGAAACUGUAAAAAUUCAGACUGAGGUCUUAAUUUAGACUACUUUAUUAACAAAUUAUAGAGAAGAUAAAGAAUCCCUAUUGAUUUAUUUCUUAUUCUAGGUAAGGGUUUGGUUUAAACUCUUCUUCAGACUAGGAACAUUUGACUGUAUAAGAUAUUUCUAGAAGAUGUAGUAUAGGGGAAAUUUCCCCACCGGCCAUAGAAAAUGAUCCUUAGUCAUAGUGUUCAUUGGAACAGAAAUGAGGUAAAGAAAAACAAAACGUUUGUAAGCACCAGUAAUACUUGUACUUGUGUUCCUCAUUUGUUGGUUGUCAGAAGUAAUAUUUAAAGUAAACAAAAUGUUGUGAGAAGGAAAUGAUAUAUUGAUGUAAAUAGUUAGUUCUUCAUCAUCGGCAACAACACAACAGUAAGACAUAUUUAUUGAUCCAAGAAGUAGGAAUCUAAAAUGGAUUGAAUGAUUUUUUUUUUCUUUUUGCAAUCAUGUGUUUCUCUUCCACCAGCUACGUUUGAUGGUCCGCAAAUACUAAAUGCUGUAAUUUGCUGUCAGUAAGCCUUCUGCAUAUUGGAUCUCCUACUGUAUGUGAUAGUCUGAGAAAAGAUAAGCAUUUAUAAAGACAGAGAAGUCAUUAAUAAAAUUUACAUAGAUAGUAUAACUUCAUGAUUAUUAUAUAGUAAUAAUAGCACAGACACUUUGAUUAGAAUUUUUUUUUUAAAUAAGAUACAGUGUUUGGAAUCUGGAGACAUUUUUCAUACUUCAGAAAACAAGUAGAAAAGAUAAAUAAAACUAGAAAUUUUAAGCAUAGAAACAGACACAAAGAUUUAACAUGAGAAGAUACGCAGUGAUGAAUUUUGUGCUGUUUUACACUAGAAGUUACAGAGGAUAGGAAAUUAAUAAAUCUCAGUAAUUCAGUCUUUAUUAAAAAAUUAUGAUUUGAUUAUAAUUUAAAAAUCCAUUUCUUUAUUUUCCUAAAAAGCUGUUGAUUAGAGCAUCAGAAUAGAACUUGUAGUAUGAUGAAAAUUUUUUUUUUAUGCUCAGUUUAGAAUUUGUGUUGCUAAGUGUUACAUAACUAAUAGUGAUAAUUAAGGACUUAUGUUGCUAGGUUUUUACCUAUCCUGUACUGAUAAUUGAGGACUUGUGUUGCUCGGUUUUACCUAUUCUGUACUGAUAAUUGAGGACUUGUGUUGCUAGGUUUCACUAAGUAAAAUUGAUAACUAAGGAUUUAUAUUAUUGUGAGUUACUUAACUUGUGUUUUUACUGAAAACAUGAAUUUUUGGGAACUAUCUGACCAAAUUUGAUGUUGAGGACUUGCCUUGCUGGGUGUUAUUUAACGGGAGUGAAUAGCUAGGUACAUGCAGUUGGUGUUACCUAAAUGGUGUUUAACAGCAUCUUUUAAUUAAGAGAGUCAUGUCAACAGUUGUGAUCAGAACUUUAUAGUUGCAGUCUAUUCAAGUGAAACAUUGUGUCUGACCUUGACUCUUGUCAUUGUAACAACAAAAAAACUAUGCAUUCAUAAAUCUGCUGUUGUCAUUGAUUGAUUCACUUUUUAUUUUUGUGCUGUGUCUUCCACACUAACAAUUAACCUCUCUACUUAACCUCACCUUAAUGUUGACUUCGAAUUCAAGUCGAUCUGUACAGUAUCCUGCCUUGAAGUACAUUAAAUUGUUAUUUACAGCCUGAAA
This is a messenger RNA of Limulus polyphemus (Atlantic horseshoe crab), 8481 nucleotides long. Its product is annotated as mitogen-activated protein kinase kinase kinase 9-like. The coding region runs from base 301 to 3561 and encodes 1086 amino acids. Gene Ontology annotation, biological process: protein phosphorylation. Lineage: Eukaryota; Metazoa; Arthropoda; Merostomata; Xiphosura; Limulidae. The transcript has 9 exons. The record is from RefSeq and is a predicted model, not a curated record. Gene Ontology annotation, molecular function: ATP binding; JUN kinase kinase kinase activity; protein binding.